GGAGAAAUUAUCCGAAAAUGGCGAAGACGCUAGCGAUUCGUCCCUACCUGCACUCAAUCUCUCGAGUCAGACUCUUUCGCGGCCCUCUCCCCAUUUUCCAAUCCUCCAACCUCUCUUUUCUCCCUCAGCAUCGUCUCGGCGAUGGUUUCCAGAAGAGGCAGCGGCUUCAAAUUCGAGAUCCUAAAUUCAUGAUGGUGGUGCAGAGAUUCACUACUCGAGCCACUCAUGUAAACGAUCCUGGCUCAAUCGACUCCCCUCUAAUGCAGUCCAUGGAGAAUAAGAUUAAGGAACAUCUAAAUGCAGAAUCAGUCUCUGUAAAAGAUGCUUAUGGGGAUGGCCGACAUGUCAGCAUUGAUGUUAUCUCAUCAGCUUUUGAGGGACAAUCUGCUGUCAAUAGGCAGAGGAUGGUGUACAAAGCCAUAUGGGAGGAACUUCAGAGCACUGUGCAUGCAGUUGACCAGAUGAGUACCAGAACCCCCACCGAAGCAGCAGCAGAGAAGUGAUGGGGCGUUGCUUGAAAGCAUGAGAAUUAGAACCCACACUCCCUCUAAUGAAUUUCAAAUGCAUGAGAACUAGAACCUCUAAUGAAUUCCUUUCUAGGUCUCAAGAAAAUAAACCUAUUUUGCAUGCUAAAUUUUUUCUUCUCUUUCUUUUUCUACUUCUUUUUCCUACUAGCUCUCUUCCUUCCUUUGUGUACUUCAUUUAUCUGAUUUGCAACUGGCAAAAGUCAUUCAAUAUUAUAUACCAGCCUACUUGAAGGAGCAUGACCACCAAUGGGUAUCUUUCUUUUUUUUGUUCUUUUCCUAUUAAUAUGUUUUGUUUUAUUAUGGUGCAUUAUAUGGCUGUUGCAGAGAUGCUUCACAUAAUGGUAUGAUAUAUAAAUAUUUCCGAAA
Molecule: messenger RNA, 893 nt
Organism: Vitis riparia (riverbank grape)
Lineage: Eukaryota; Viridiplantae; Streptophyta; Magnoliopsida; Vitales; Vitaceae
Product: protein BOLA4, chloroplastic/mitochondrial
Exons: 3
Coding region: 18-503 (161 amino acids)
Source: RefSeq, a predicted model, not a curated record